AACAAUUUUUUUUUUCUCUGCAGCAGAACCGCUUUUGGUUCAAACCCUAAUAAUAAUAAUAAACCCUAAUAACCUCCUUCUUUUAUCAUCCUUCAUCUCUCACAGAUCCAAGAAAAAAUGGCGGAUACAGAAAUCAAGGAUAAUGAUGCUUAUGAAGAAGAGCUUCUUGAUUAUGAUGAAGAAGACGAUAAAGCCCCUGAUUCCGUCGGUGUUAAAGUCAACGGCGAAUCCGUUAAGAAGGGCUAUGUAGGAAUUCACAGUUCCGGAUUCAGAGAUUUUCUUUUGAAGCCAGAGUUGCUCCGUGCUAUUGUGGAUUCAGGAUUUGAACAUCCUUCAGAAGUGCAACACGAGUGCAUUCCUCAAGCUAUCUUGGGAAUGGAUGUUAUUUGUCAAGCAAAGUCUGGUAUGGGCAAGACUGCCGUCUUUGUUUUGUCGACGUUGCAGCAAAUUGAGCCUGCGCCUGGUCAAGUUGCUGCCCUUGUUUUAUGUCAUACAAGAGAAUUGGCUUACCAGAUCUGUCAUGAGUUUGAAAGAUUCAGCACCUACUUAACCGACAUCAAAGUUGCGGUCUUCUAUGGUGGUGUCAACAUCAAAGUUCACAAGGAGCUUUUAAAGAAUGAAUGCCCUCAUAUAGUUGUUGGGACGCCGGGAAGGAUUCUUGCACUUGCCAGAGACAAAGAUCUUGCAUUGAAGAGUGUGAGGCAUUUUAUACUCGAUGAGUGUGAUAAGAUGCUCGAGUCACUCGACAUGAGGAGAGAUGUGCAAGAAAUUUUCAAGAUGACUCCUCAUGAUAAACAAGUAAUGAUGUUUUCGGCAACGUUGAGCAAGGAAAUUCGUCCAGUCUGCAAAAAGUUUAUGCAAGAUCCAAUGGAAAUUUAUGUGGAUGACGAAGCCAAGUUGACCCUACAUGGUCUUGUACAGCACUACAUCAAAUUGAGUGAGCUGGAGAAGAAUCGGAAACUAAAUGAUCUGCUUGAUGCACUAGAUUUCAAUCAAGUCGUCAUCUUUGUCAAAAGUGUAAGCAGGGCAGCUGAGCUGAACAAGUUGCUUGUUGAGUGUAAUUUUCCUUCAAUCUGCAUCCACUCUGGCAUGUCUCAGGAAGAAAGGCUGACACGCUACAAAGGUUUCAAGGAGGGGCACAAGAGAAUCUUGGUGGCAACAGAUUUAGUUGGCAGAGGCAUUGAUAUUGAACGAGUGAACAUUGUCAUCAACUAUGAUAUGCCAGACUCUGCUGACACUUAUCUCCACCGUGUCGGUAGAGCUGGAAGGUUUGGAACCAAAGGUCUUGCAAUAACAUUUGUGGCUUCUGCAGGCGACUCAGAAGUUCUUAAUCAGGUUCAGGAGAGAUUUGAGGUUGAUAUUAAAGAGCUUCCUGAGCAGAUCGAUACUUCAUUAUAUAUGCCGUCUUAGGACCAACCUCAGGAUUCAAAGCUGGUGAGAGCAUGACAUUUGGAUGAUGAUGCUAUCUUGUUAUAAGAGACUUGAACUUUGUUGAAUCUACAUGAUAUGUAGAUGGCCCACUCUUUAAUACUUUUGCUUGUUCGAGUUUUGUAACAUCUAUAACUUGUUUUCUCAGAUUUCUUAGUUCAGCUAGAGUUGACUGUCAUUUAACGAUGCUAAAAUUGUUCAACCCCGAAAUUUAUGCAUUACAAGUGGCUAGUAUGUGUUCUUA
Molecule: messenger RNA, 1672 nt
Organism: Erigeron canadensis
Lineage: Eukaryota; Viridiplantae; Streptophyta; Magnoliopsida; Asterales; Asteraceae
Product: DEAD-box ATP-dependent RNA helicase 15
Exons: 12
Coding region: 118-1410 (430 amino acids)
Molecular function (GO): RNA binding; ATP binding; RNA helicase activity
Source: RefSeq, a predicted model, not a curated record